AACACGGCUCCACUUCUUCCUUUCUCUGCGCCGUCAAAAACAACAACAGGCGUCUCUUACCGACACAGCAUUUCAUACACUAUUAUUCUAACCAAACAAAACUACUUAUCUAGAUAAUAUUAGGGUUAACAUCGAUGCAACCAGUUCCAGAGUAGUUACAGUUUUCUUCGUGUUCAUUUAUAGACACGGCGAGGUGUUGAAAAUGAAAAUGAGUUUGGGUUUAGCCGUGAAGCUAAACGUUUAGCAAGAGGCACUGGGGUGUGUUCACAAAUAACAAAACGAUAGACCGGUCAGUGUGGAGAAAAACAACCCAGCUAUAUUAUGGAGUAUCUAGAUUAAGUGUCGGAUCUUACUACAUUACAUUCUGCCCAAAGGACAAAAGGAGAGACAGUCAAACCCAGUUAGUUAUGACCAUGUCGCUGAUCCAGGCCUGCCGCAGUUUGGUCUUAUCUACAUGGCUUUUAUCGUUUUGUUUCGUCCACUUCUUCUGUUUAGAUUUCACCGUGGCCGAGAGAGAGGAGUGGUACACCGCUUUCAUCAAUAUCACCUACAUAGAUCCGAUCACCUCUAUGAUCCGGACGGAGAAGACUGAAUGCGGUCGAUAUGGGGAACAUUCACUGAAACGCGACGCCAAAGGAGUCGUGAUACUUCCAUCUCUUUCCCAGGACUGGCAAGCCUGUGAUCCGGGUACCUUGUUCCCGGUUCCGGUCCAAGGCAGUGCAUGGAUAGCCCUGAUAGCCAGUGGAAACUGCACCUAUAAGGAAAAGAUUCGACAUGCAGCGAACCAAAACGCCUCGGCCAUUGUCAUAUUCAACGUUGGAUCGAGCAACGCCAAUGAUACAAUCACCAUGUCAUAUUCAGGUAUGGGUGAUGUGGUCGCCGUCAUGAUCCCAGAACCUAAAGGUCGCGAGGUCGCCGCUCUGCUGGAGCGGAACGUCACGGUAACCAUGCACAUCACCAUAGGAACGCGUAAUCUCCAGAAGUACGUGAGCAGGACGUCGGUGGUGUUCGUCUCCAUCUCCUUCAUCAUCCUGAUGAUCAUCUCUCUGGCCUGGCUCGUCUUCUACUAUAUACAGAGGUUCAGAUACGCCAACGCACGAGACCGUAACCUGAGGCGUCUGGGAGAUGCAGCUAAGAAGGCCAUCAGUAAGCUGCAGGUCAGGACCAUCAGGAAGGGAGACGGGGAGACGGAGUCAGACUUUGAUAACUGUGCCGUGUGUAUCGAGGGUUACAAGCCAAACGACGUGGUCAGGAUACUACCCUGCAGACACCUUUUCCAUAAGAACUGCGUGGACCCCUGGCUGCUGGACCACAGGACCUGUCCCAUGUGCAAGAUGAACAUCCUCAAAGCCCUGGGCAUCGCUUUAAAUGCAGACUGUCUGGAUGACGUGCCAUUGGACUAUGAGAUGAUGAGUGUGGGUGGUGGUGGUGGGGGGGUCGGGGUUCUGGGCCUAGAGGCUGUGGUGUCGGGAGGGUCCAGCGACGGGACCCUCAGUGAGGGGGGGUCGGUGGUUCUAGACCCGGGGGUGCGGAGGGUGGGGCUCCCCCAAGAUUACCACGACCCAGACCCUCUGAGGGAUAGUCCCAUUACUGCUACUACUGAUACCCACACAGGUAAGACUACCGACACGCAGGUGAGCCUACCGACACGCAACUAUCGACACGCAGGUGAGCCUACCGACACGCAACUACCGACACGCAGGCGAGCUUACCGACACGCAACUACCGACACGCAGGUGAGCCUACCGACACGCAACUACCGACACGCAGGUGAGCCUACCGACACGCAACUACCGACACGCAACUACCGACACGCAGGCGAGCUCACCAACACGCAACUACCGACACGCAGGUGAGCCUACCGACACGCAACUACCGACACGCAACUACCGACACGCAGGCGAGCCUACCGACACGCAGGCGAGCUUACCGACACGCAACUACCGACACGCAACUACCGACACGCAGGUGAGCCUACCGACACGCAACUACCGACACGCAACUACCGACACGCAACUACCGACACGCAGGUGAGCCUACCGGCACGCAACUACCGACACGCAGAUGAGCCUACCGGCACGCAACUACCGACACGCAGGUGAGCCUACCGACAUGCAGGUGAGCCUACCGACACGCAACUACCGACACGCAACUACCGACACGCAGGUGAGCCUACCGACACGCAACUACCGACACGCAGGUGAGCCUACCGACACGCAACUACCGACACGCAGGUGAGCCUACCGACACGCAGGUGAGCCUACCGACACGCAGGUGAGCCUACCGACACGCAACUACCGACACGCAACUACUGACAUGCAGGUGAGCCUACCGACACGCAACUACCGACACGCAACUACCGACACGCAGGUGAUCCUACCGACACGCAACUACCGACACGCAGUUGAGCCUACCGACACGCAACUACCGACACGCAACUACCGACACGCAACUACCGACACGCAACUACCGACACGCAGGUGAGCCUACCGACACGCAGCUACCGACACGCAACUACCGACACGCAGGCGAGCUUACCAACACGCAACUACCGACACGCAGGUGAGCCUACCGACACGCAACUACCGACACGCAGGCGAGCCUACCAACACGGAACUACCGAUACGCAGGUGAGCCUACCGACACGCAACUACCGACACGCAGGUGAGCCUACCGACACGCAACUACCGACACGUGGGCGAGCUUACCGACACGCAACUACCGACACGCAGACGAGCCUACCGACACGCAACUACCGACACGCAGGCGAGCCUACCGACACGCAACUACCGACACGCAGGCGAGACUACCGACACGCAGGUGAGCCUACCGACACGCUGCUACCGACACGCAACUACCGACACACAGGUGAGCCUACCGACACGCAACUACCGACACGCAACUACCGACACGCAACUACCGACACGCAACUACCGACACGCAACUACCGACACGCAGGCGAGCCUAGCGACACGCAGCUACCGACACGCAACUACCGACACGCAGGCGAGACUACCGACAAGCAGGUGAGCCUCACCGACACGCAACUACCGAGACGCAGGCGAGCCUACCGACACGCAACUACCGAGACGCAGGCGAGCCUACCGACACGCAACUACCGAGACGCAGGCGAGCCUACCGACACGCAACUACCGAGACGCAGGCGAGCCUACCGACACGCAACUACCGACACGCAACUACCGACACGCAGGCGAGCCUCACCGACACGCAACUACCGACACGCAGAAGAGCCUACCGACACGCAACUACCGACACGCAGACGAGCCUACCGACACGCAACUACCGACACGCAGGCGAGCCUACCGACACGCAACUACCGACACGCAGGCGAGCCUACCGACACGCAACUACCGACACGCAGGCGAGCCUACCGACACGCAACUACCGACACGCAGACGAGCCUACCGACACGCAACUACCGACACGCAGGCGAGCCUACCGACACGCAGGCGAGACUACCGACACGCAGACGAGCCUGCCGACACGCAGACGAGCCUACCGACACGCAACUACCGACACGCAGGCGAGCCUACCGACACGCAACUACCGACACGCAGACGAGCCUACCGAUACGCAACUACCGACACGCAGGCGAGCCUACCGACACGCAGGCGAGCCUACCGACACGCAGGCGAGCCUACCGACACGCAGGCGAGACUGCCGACACGCAGACGAGCCUGCCGACCCGCAGGCGAGACUACCGACACGCAGACGAGCCUGCCGACCCGCAGGCGAGACUACCGACACGCAGACGAGCCUGCCGACCCGCAGGCGAGACUACCGACACCCAGGCGAGCCUACCGACACGCAGACGAGCCUGCCGACACGCAGGCGAGACUACGACACGCAGACGAGCCUACCGAGACGCAGGCGAGCCUACCGACACGCAACUACCGAGACGCAGGCGAGACUACCGACACGCAGACGAGCCUGCUGAGACGCAGCUACCGACACGCAACUAGUGACACGCAGGCGAGACUACCGACACGCAACUACCGACACGCAGCUACCGACACGCAACUACCGACACACAACUACCGACACGCAACUAGUGACACGCAGGCGAGACUACCGACACGCAGCUAGUGACACUCAACUACCGAGACUAGCGACACGCGGGCGAGGCGAGACUGCCGACACGCAGGCGAGACUGCCGACACGCAGCUACCGACACGCAACUACCGACACACAACUACCGACACGCAACUAGUGACACGCAGGCGAGACUACCGACACGCAGCUAGUGACACUCAACUACCGAGACUAGCGACACGCGGGCGAGGCGAGACUGCCGACACGCAGGCGAGACUGCCGACACGCAGCUACCGACACGCAACUAGUGACACACAGGCGAGACUACCGACACGCAACUACCGACACGCAACUACUGACACGCAAUUAGUGACACGCAGGCGAGACUACCGACACGCAGCUAGUGACACGCAACUACCGAGACUAGCGACACGCGGGCGAGACUAGAGACACGCAGCUACCGACACGUGGGCGAGACUAGCGACACGCAGCUACCGACACGUGGGCGAGACUCACCGACACGCAACUACCGACACGCAGAAGAGCCUACCGACACGCAACUACCGACACGCAGACGAGCCUACCGACACGCAACUACCGACACGCAGGCGAGCCUACCGACACGCAACUACCGACACGCAGGCGAGCCUACCGACACGCAACUACCGACACGCAGGCGAGCCUACCGACACGCAACUACCGACACGCAGACGAGCCUACCGACACGCAACUACCGACACGCAGGCGAGCCUACCGACACGCAGGCGAGACUACCGACACGCAGACGAGCCUGCCGACACGCAGACGAGCCUACCGACACGCAACUACCGACACGCAGGCGAGCCUACCGACACGCAACUACCGACACGCAGACGAGCCUACCGAUACGCAACUACCGACACGCAGGCGAGCCUACCGACACGCAGGCGAGCCUACCGACACGCAGGCGAGCCUACCGACACGCAGGCGAGCCUACCGACACGCAGGCGAGACUGCCGACACGCAGACGAGCCUGCCGACCUGCAGGCGAGACUACCGACACGCAGACGAGCCUGCCGACCCGCAGGCGAGACUACCGACACGCAGACGAGCCUGCCGACCCGCAGGCGAGACUACCGACACGCAGGCGAGCCUACCGACACGCAGACGAGCCUGCCGACACGCAGGCGAGACUACGACACGCAGACGAGCCUACCGACACGCAACUACCGAGACGCAGGCGAGACUAACGACACGCAGACGAGCCUGCUGAGACGCAGCUACCGACACGCAACUAGUGACACGCAGGCGAGACUACCGACACGCAACUACCGACACGCAGCUACCGACAUGCAACUACCGACACACAACUACCGACACGCAACUAGUGACACGCAGGCGAGACUACCGACACGCAGCUAGUGACACUCAACUACCGAGACUAGCGACACGCGGGCGAGGCGAGACUGCCGACACGCAGGCGAGACUGCCGACACGCAGCUACCGACACGCAACUACCGACACACAACUACCGACACGCAACUAGUGACACGCAGGCGAGACUACCGACACGCAGCUAGUGACACUCAACUACCGAGACUAGCGACACGCGGGCGAGGCGAGACUGCCGACACGCAGGCGAGACUGCCGACACGCAGCUACCGACACGCAACUAGUGACACACAGGCGAGACUACCGACACGCAACUACCGACACGCAACUACUGACACGCAAUUAGUGACACGCAGGCGAGCCUACCGACACACAGCUAGUGACACGCAACUACCGAGACUAGCGACACGCGGGCGAGACUAGAGACACGCAGCUACCGACACGUGGGCGAGACUAGCGACACGCAGCUACCGACACGUGGGCGAGACUAGCGACACGCAGCUACCGACACGCGGACGAGACUAGCGACACGCAGCUACCGACACGCGGACGAGACUAGCGACACGCAGCUACCGACACGCAGACGAGACUAGCGACACGCAGCUACCGACACGCGGGCGAGACUAGUGGCAGGCGGGCGAGACUAGCGGCAGGCGGGCGAGACUAGCGGCACUCAUAGUGCCACCUGGUGGCAGCUUUAAUGAAUUGCAUCUUCACCUAUCCCUCUCUCUCUCAUCCCUCUCGCUCUCUCUGUCUCUCUCUCUAUUCCCUCAACUACCGACACGCAACUAGUGACACGCAGGCGAGACUACCGACACGCAGCUAGUGACACGCAACUACCGAGACUAGCGACACGCGGGCGAGGCUAGCGACACGCAGCUACCGACACGUGGGCGAGACUAGCGACACGCAGCUACCGACACGUGGGCGAGACUAGCGACACGCAGCUACCGACACGCGGACGAGACUAGCUACACGCAGCUACCGACACGCGGACGAGACUAGCGACACGCAGCUACCGACACGCGGGCGAGACUAGCGGCAGGCGGGCGAGACUAGCGGCAGGCGGGCGA
Messenger RNA from Oncorhynchus mykiss (rainbow trout), 6497 nucleotides. The record is from RefSeq and is a predicted model, not a curated record. NCBI's taxonomy places the organism in Eukaryota, Metazoa, Chordata, Actinopteri, Salmoniformes, Salmonidae.